Messenger RNA from Actinia tenebrosa (Australian red waratah sea anemone), 2421 nucleotides. RefSeq lists its product as uncharacterized. Lineage: Eukaryota; Metazoa; Cnidaria; Anthozoa; Actiniaria; Actiniidae. The record is from RefSeq and is a predicted model, not a curated record.
CUACCUAGAUCUAUUCCUUUUAGUGUAGUAUUGGUGUCCACCGGAAAGAGUUGUAUUUACUAACUCUCUUGAAGACUAAAAAAGGGGAAAGGUUUACAAUGAAGGCGUUACUGGUGAUUUGCGCUUUGCUGAUAUGUGUUCAUGGAAAAUCAGUGAAACAAAGUAAACAUAAAGGAGAAAGCAGAGAGAAGGACGCCCGAUAUCCCGGACCGCAGGGAUUCGGGCAACGACCAGGAUAUGGACAACAACAACGAUAUGGACAAAGACCCGCCUUCGGGCAACAACAACGAUAUGGACAAAGACCAGCCUUCGGGCAACAACAACGAUACGGUCAGAGAUUCGGACAACAGCCCGGACAGAGACCAGCCCACGGAGCAGCACCACAGGCACCUCCUUCAGCACUUAGACAAACAACAUAUGGAGCUCCUCAAUUUGGUGCCCAAUACGGACCCCCACCACCACAACAAUAUGGAUCUCUUUUCGGCGCUCCUAUCAGCUAUGGUGGGCCACCAAUGCCAUUUGCACCAUCUUCUCCAUGUGCACCAUCAUGUGCAAGCAUUCCACCAGCAUCACCUUGCCCACCCACUUGUCAACCAAGCUGCUGUGGUGUGAACCCUGGAGCUCUUAGUCAAUCCGGUGUUCCAGGACCUCAAUUUCUUGAAAUACCACCAGCUGUUACAGUCCCUACUCCUCCCCCAACCAAACCAACAAAGAAGCCCAAGAAGGGUAAAUCCAAAGGCUGUGCUCCAAGCUGCGCCCCAAUGUGCUGUAGCUCAUCUUUCAUGGCUCCACCAAUUCAAAUGCCUCCAAUGCCAAUGCCUCCACCGAUGCCCAUGGCUCCACCAAUGCCAAUGGCACCACCGUGUCCUCCAUCUUGUCAACCAGCUGCUCCAGCAGCUCCUUGUGCUCCAUCAUGCCCUGCCACUUGUUGCAGGCGCGGUUAAACACGUUCGCUUACAAUAAUUAUAUAUUCAACAAUGCUGUUUGGAUUUUUGAACUUUACAAUUUUGUCUUUGAUUGGCUUUUGUUGGAAAAGGAAAUUCUGAUUUGAUUAUCGACCACAAAAAAUUACGAAAGUAUGGAAACAAGAAGUCUUUGUUAACUAACAAAAAGAAGGAACAAGGAUUAUUAAAACCCCAUCGAAGACAUUGACAGGUGGACCUUUAUUGCAUGGCUCAGAUGUGGACAUCUCUAAUGAUUUUUGUUUCAUUAUAUGUCAUCGGGUUUGGACUAACUACAUGGUUUUACUCUGUUUUUAAAGCUUAACGGAAGCAAAUAAACGUUUGGGCAAUUGAUUCUUCUUUUUUUUAGACUUUUAAAUUGCUUAUUGUCCAAUUCUUGAAGACUACCCAUGGAAAGGGCUAAACUCCAUGUAGCGCUUGCAACAUUCCUUGGAGCAACAAUCCGACUCAAGACUAAAUCAAGCUUACAAAGACUGCCUGCAAUCCAAACUCUGGUUAAACUUUUCGCUCAAGGAGAUUUCCUUAAUUUAGCAUUAACCUUCUUUUUAGUUACAAAUAGAUUUAGGUUUUACUUGAAUUUUCUACUUUUUUUAAAGCAAUACAGUAUUUCUACGAGAAUUUACUAAUAUUAAUAGUAAACCAUGUAAGGCAACAUGUAACUCUCUUUUUUUACGAGAUAUUGAACAACUCUUGUGAUCAUAUGAUUGCUCAAGAGGCUGAACUCACUUAUUAAUGGCUUCCGUAAAUUAUUCAAUCAAACAACCUUCUAAUUUACUAAUAUACUUAUAAAUUGCUAAUUACAAUCAUACUAAUAUAAUAAUAUAUCCAGAAUCUGGAUUCAAAAUAAGAUGGUGUGAAGUUAUUAAUGUUAUCGCCGCUAUGUUGGCUGACAUUAACAAAAAGGUUUAAAGCUGUGAUAAUAACGACACGGGCAACAUAUCGUAUAACUUAUGCUUGUCACAAGUUGCAGAGCAGUACGCUCUACACCAAAUAGAAGGCUGCUGCAACAUAAAUUCAACUAAUAUACUAAUAUACUAAUAUACUAAUAUACUAAUAUACUAAUAUACUAAUAUACUAAUAGUAAACAGCCAUUUGCGAAAAUGAUGGCCGCUUCGAGCAUGUAAUCAGUACAUUACCAUAUCGAUAUAUCUGGUGUAUUGUGGGUAGACGGAUUUAUCCAUUAUUCCAAAAACAAAAUGUUCUUAAAAUACUCCUCCAAACUGUACUUUGGAAGUUGGCAAUUUAAGCAUCAUUUUGUCAAAGUAUAGAAGUAAUUCCAAUAGUGCACCCGGCAUAUUUAUAUAAUGAUAUACUUUUUCUUGGUGGUUACGAUUUUUGCGAACGAUUGUAACUGGUAUUAUCACAUUGUACUUUUAGAUUAAUGUGGACAAAGAAAUUAUUUUCCUAAACAUUUUCUUUUAUCCUUUCGUUGUGAAUUUUGAUUUAUCUUUUUAAAUAU